AUGGAUAUCUUUCCAGAAACAUGGGAUGCAUUCAAGGAGACGAUUCGGCAGCUUUAUGUCGAGGAGAAUCUAUCCAUUGCUGCUUUGAUGCAGGUCAUGGAGUCCCAGCACUCUUUCCAAGCAACGGGCAUUCAAAGUCGGAAGCAAUACCUGAGCAGGAUUGUCAGGUGGGGGUUCAACCGGAAUAUUAAGGCUGAAGUUAUGAUCCAAAUCGCUAUCAUCAGAGAGAAGAGAAGAAAACUAGAGGGCAAGCCUACCGUGUUUACAUACAACGGCCGUGAAGUAGACGAGCGAAAGAUUGAACGAUUCAUCCGAGACAAACUUGGAAAUGGUCAACUUGACCGCAUAAUAUCCACUCCAGCUGGCGUUACUUAUGGACCUCCUGGCGGUAUGGUUGACGUUGAUGUUGACGGGGACGCGGCCAUGUUGAUUCCAGAACCAAUCGACCACGAACCUCCAGGUAUGGCAGAGAUGCCUCGCGCAGUCUUAUGGGUACUUGGUGCGGCAAGGCCUCUUCGGGACGAAGAAUUAGCCAUCGCGUGUGCGAUCAUGGAAGAUAAGGACUUGCAUGAUUAUUUGCCUGCUAUUCCCCCGUCUUGGACUCUGGGUAUAUUCCAAACGGACGAGAAUAAUUUUAUUGUACCAUCAUCAAAUGCCGGUGAAGCAUUAGCACAGCUUAUCCCCACCGCCGACCACGAUAACCUGAUUCUGGAAACUAUCCUUAAAGGCGUGACGCAGGAUAAAUAUCUCGGAGGUAUCUUGAAAGGACCAAUAAUCCGUCAUCGAUUCAAAUCCGAAGCCCCAGCGACCAUGCAACGCCAGGCAUGGUGGAACUUCCUGCAAUAUGCAACGCUUUACUGGCCGUCACAUCUUUGUCGCAUUAGCAAUCCAUUGGCACCGGAUACCGAGGCCGCUUUAAAUCAGUUGUCUACCGUGACUGUAGACGGUGAUAUCUUCGGCCCGAGAACAUUAAUUAAUGAACUGGAAAAGACUACAAAAGCAAUGCGCCAUAUGGAAACACUUAAAUUUGGCCCUGACAACGUCACGCUUCUUCACACCCGUGGGAUUUAUAACGUGGAGACCCAAGCUCAUGUCAAGCCUCAGCAUCCAGUGGAUCGUUCCCUUGAAAUAGAGUCGGCAAUUGUUUCACCCGACUGCACUAUGACAGUAUUAGCUGUGAUUUCUGGCGGCAAGCUCCCCCGGAGUCCCAGGACGAGCCGCUCCAUUGAUCUCUGGACGUACUCAAAUUUGCAAACCCCAGGUGGGAUAAACAAGGUCCUUAGUGGAACUGAAAAUCUAUUUGCCGUGAGCAAGUCCAGUCGUUUCUUGGCCUUUACGCAAAAAUUACCAGCGGAGAGCAAAUUAGCCAAGGAUGGUGGAUCUAGCAAGCGCCUAACAUAUGGCUUCUUCGUUCUAGAUACUAAAUCCGGGUACAAGCACCAACUAUUUUCCUACGACAAGGCAGCGUUGUCUCUGACCCCUCCCCGCGCAGAGAUGGCGUUCUUUGGAAAUUGCGAGACUGAGCCUACUCUAUUCGUCCUUAUGCGUACUAGCAUCGAGGGUGGAAAGGAAGGCCGAACCUGGCGGCGAACGCUGGCGGGCUGGGUGAAUAUAGGCCUUAUCCGCACCAAUUGGAAACAUUUACCUAAGAAGUUCAAUGAUGAUGAUACGGCAGUCAUAGGAAUUCAUCGAGAAGGAAUGUUCUCUGCCAAAGUUCAGGGGCAGCACGACUUCUGUCAUUGCAUAGAGAAGAGUGAUUUUUCGGAUGAAAAGCGCCAUGAUGGGAAACACUACCAGAUUGGGGGCAGACUGUGGAAGUUCGGUGAUGAGGCUUGCUUGAGUGUGGAAUUCAAUUUCUCUUCACCUGCAGGGCUAAAUUCAAUAAAAGAUAUUUGGAUACCUUCGCCUGGAGACUUUAUAUACUUCACGCCCCUUGGUGGGCUGGGCCGAUUCUCGUCGCAGGUCAAUACUAAUGACAGCGUGGUGGACGCUACUCGCCACAUUCAGGAGUACCAUCCCACCAACCGAAACAUUAUUUGUAUUUCUAGCGACGGCCGGUAUAAGCUGGCAGCAUUAUUUCAGCCUCAGACAAUGAUAAUCGGCGAAACAAACGCGACUAUGUCACUCCGCCUCGAAGUUUUCGGAAAUUGGGGGUUAACUAACUGCCUUCGGACAUUUCUAUUUUGUUGCGAGUGGCUUAUUACCGAGGACGAAGAUGAAGAAGAAUUAUUUAGCGAUGCAUCACGGGCGAUCGAUGCCGCUUUCCAUCCUUACCUGCCGAUUCUGGCUGGUAGUAGGCCCAUAUUCAUCGACGGCAUGUACCCCCGUUCUCAUCAGUUCACGCUGCAAGAUGAAAAUAAAAGACACUAA
Messenger RNA from Arthroderma uncinatum, 2370 nucleotides. RefSeq lists its product as uncharacterized. NCBI's taxonomy places the organism in Eukaryota, Fungi, Ascomycota, Eurotiomycetes, Onygenales, Arthrodermataceae. The record is from RefSeq and is a predicted model, not a curated record. The transcript is spliced from 7 exons. Bases 1 to 2370 code for a protein of 789 amino acids.